Molecule: messenger RNA, 1697 nt
Organism: Orcinus orca (killer whale)
Lineage: Eukaryota; Metazoa; Chordata; Mammalia; Artiodactyla; Delphinidae
Gene: SPAM1
Product: sperm adhesion molecule 1
Exons: 3
Coding region: 33-1697 (554 amino acids)
Biological process (GO): carbohydrate metabolic process; hyaluronan catabolic process; fusion of sperm to egg plasma membrane involved in single fertilization
Cellular component (GO): acrosomal vesicle
Molecular function (GO): hyalurononglucosaminidase activity
Source: RefSeq, a predicted model, not a curated record
AUAAGUGCUUUUCAUAGUCAUUCCUCUUUGUGAUGGGAGUACUAAGGCUUCAACAUACCUCCUUUGGGAGCUUUGUUGUGUCCAGUGGAGUACCCCAGGCAGUGUUCACCUUCCUUCUGGUUCCAUGUUGUUUGACUAUGGAUUUCACAACAUCUCCUCUUAUUGCAAAUAUGUCUUUCCUUUGGGCCUGGAAUGCCCCAACUGACCGUUGUGCUAGAAGAUUUGACACGUCUCCAGAUCUGAGCUUCUUCCCUUUAGUAGGAUACCCCCAAAAAGGUGCGACAGGAAAUUUUAUUACAUUAUUUUAUGCUGAUAGACUUGGCUACUAUCCUCACAUAGAUGAAAGAACAGGCAGAAGUGUGCAUGGAGGAAUCCCCCAGAUGGGAUCCUUAAAAGAGCAUUUGGACAAAGCUAAAAAAGACAUUUCCUAUUACAUGCCAAUCGACAACGUGGGCUUGGCUGUCAUUGACUGGGAAGAAUGGAGGCCUACCUGGGCUAGAAACUGGAAACCUAAAGACAUUUACAGGGAUCAGUCUAUCGAGUUGGUUCUGCAACAAAAUGUACAACUUACUUUCCCAGAGGCUGCCAAGAUAGCGAAAGUGGAAUUUGAAAAGGCAGCAAAGAGUUUCAUGCAGGAGACUUUAAAAUUGGGAAAAUUACUUCGGCCAAAUCACUUAUGGGGUUAUUAUCUUUUUCCUGACUGUUACAAUCAUAAUUAUAACCAACCUAGUUACCAUGGAAGUUGCCGGGAUAUAGAGAAAAGAAGAAACGAUGCACUCGACUGGUUGUGGAAGGAAAGCACUGCUCUUUUCCCAUCCAUUUAUUUGAAUAGCAGGUUAAAAUCUUCUCCACAAGCUGCCCUCUUCGUUCGUAAUCGUGUCCAGGAAGCCAUCCGGAUGUCUAAAGUGGCCAGGGCUAAAAGCCCACUUCCAGUUUUUGUGUAUGCCCGUCCAGUUUUUACUGAUGUGACUUUGCAAUUCCUUUCUCAGGGUGACCUUGUGAAUACAAUUGGUGAGAGCGUUGCUCUAGGUGCCUCUGGAAUUAUAAUGUGGGGAAGUCUCAAUUUAAGUCUAACUAGGGAAUCUUGCAUGAACCUAGACAAUUACAUGAAGACUACACUGAAUCCUUACGUAAUCAAUGUCACCUUAGCAGCCAAAAUGUGUAGCCAAGCACUUUGCCAAGAGCAAGGAGUGUGUACAAGGAAAUACUGGAAUUCAAGCAACUAUCUUCACCUGAACCCACAGAAUUUUGCUAUUCAAACUGGGAAAGGUGGAAAAUACACAGUGCAUGGGAAACCCACACUCAAAGACCUGCAACAAUUUUCCAAAAAAUUUUACUGCACUUGUUAUGCCAACAUCCACUGUAAGAAGAGAGUUGAUAUAAGAAACAUUCAUACUAUUAAUGUAUGUAUUGCUGAAGAUGUUUGCAUAGAUGGCUUUCUAAACUUUGAACCCAGGAAUCAUUCUUCUCGCUGGAAAGAGAUAUCUUCUACCACUCUCAGCAAUAUCUCAUUCUCUACACCAACGGUCACAGUAUCUCCAUGUGUUCCUGGGAAAGAUCUCCGUGGGUGCCUCAAAGUCACCUGUUCAGUGGAAGCCCUCUUCAACAACACCCAAGGGGGCUGUCAUAGUGUUAACUGGAAAAACACUUCCAGUCAGUUACAUAUUCAAAACAAGAAAAAUGAAACAACCUAUUAA